Molecule: messenger RNA, 2866 nt
Organism: Epinephelus fuscoguttatus (brown-marbled grouper)
Lineage: Eukaryota; Metazoa; Chordata; Actinopteri; Perciformes; Serranidae
Product: N-lysine methyltransferase SMYD2-A-like
Exons: 12
Coding region: 30-1328 (432 amino acids)
Cellular component (GO): nucleus
Molecular function (GO): protein binding
Source: RefSeq, a predicted model, not a curated record
AGUUUGGAGAAAGACCACCCGAGGGCACCAUGACGGGCAGCAUCGAGGGGCUGGAGAGGUUUGAUAGUCCUGGUAAAGGGCGAGGUCUCCGUGUUACCAAACCCUUUAAAGUUGGAGAGCUGCUGCUUUCCAGUCCGGCGUACUCUUUUGUGUUGUCAGCAAAGGAGAGAGGCUACUACUGUGAGUUCUGCUUCGCCAGGAAACAGGGUUUGGCAAGAUGUGGGAAAUGCAAGAAUGCCUUCUACUGCAACGUGAAAUGCCAGAAAGGGGACUGGGCCAUGCACAAGCUGGAGUGCUCUGCCAUGACUGCAUUCGGAAAGAACUGGUGCCCGUCAGAGAUGUCUCGCCUGGUGGCUCGGAUCCUCGCCAAGAAGAAAACACAGAAAGAAAGAUGUGUGUCUGAGAGGAUCUUGCUCAUAGACGAGAUCCAAUCACACAUAGAGGACAUUGAUAAUGACAAAAGGGAAAUGAAUGAGGCAGAAGUUGCCGGACUGCAUCGUUUUUUCUCCAAAAAUUUGGAGUUGCCCGACCACAAAGACCUUCUCACGCUCUACUCCCAGGUUGCCUGUAAUGGUUUCACUAUAGAAGACGAUGAACUGUCUCACAUGGGUACUGCAGUCUACCCAGACAUUGCACUAAUAAACCACAGCUGUCAACCCAGCGUCGUAGUCACAUAUAAAGGGACGUCGGCUGAGGUUCGGGCGGUGCAGGACAUGAAGCCUGGAGAUGAAGUGCUCAUCAGCUACAUAGACCUCCUCUAUCCAACAGACGAGCGCAACAACAUGCUAAGAGAGUCCUAUUACUUUAUCUGUGAGUGCCAGGAGUGUAAAACCAGGUCUAAGGACAAGGCAAAGUUGAAAGUACGUAAGCGGAUUGAUCCCAUCGAGCCGGACGUCAUCAGCAACAUGGUGCGCUACGGCAGGAAAACCAUGAGAGAGUUCCGGGCCCUUAAACACAUGAAGACCCCUAGUGAGCUGCUGGAGAUGUGUGAACAGAGCCUGGAGGAGAUGGGAGCCGUCUUUGAUGACGCCAACGUCUACAUGCUCCACAUGAUGUACCAGGCCAUGGGGGUCUGUCUCUACAUGGAGGAUCCAGACAGAGCUAUCAGAUAUGGCGAGAAGAUCCUCAAACAUUACAGCAAGUUGUAUCCACCCUACUCUCUGAAUGUGUCCUCCAUGUACCUGAAGCUGGGCAGGCUGUACAUGGGCUUAGACAGGCACUCCGAGGGCGUCAGCGCUCUGAAGAAGGCACUGGCCAUAAUGGAGGUGGCUCAUGGGAAGGAUCACUUCUACUUGACAGAACUGCGCAAAGAGAUGGCACAAAAAUGAAGAGGAUGGGAAAAAUGCACUUUCCAGUGAUUUUGUUAGUGAAGCAAACAUAGAGAGCACUCAUGUUUUUAUGCAAAGUUAUAUGCAGUCAGAAUAAUUGUGAGUUUUGGAAAAUGAACUUUACAUGUUAGCGUUACAUAUGAAAGAACCUUGAAGUCUGUUUAGUGCAGGAUGAUUUUGUACGAAGCAUGCUUUUAAUGUUUAGUUAUAAAAUCCUACGAUGUGAACACUGCUUUUUACUCAUGUGUUUUAAGAAUUGUUUUCCAAAUUGUUAACGCUUUCGUGUGUGUUUUGGCUUGUGACUGACGCAUCAGCUGGACCCUGCCAUCCAUCACAGCCAAGUUGUUUACACAUGAGAGUCGGGGCGUCAAUGCAACAAAAUCCCCGUCAGCCCAUCAGGACAGCUGCCUCACCACAAGGGGCCUAUUAAAGCUGCAGCGUGUGCCCAAGUCACGACAGAGGGCCGGUACAGAGCGCUGUGUUUGCAUUAGCACCUUGUGUGAGUGCUCUGCGCUAAUUAAUGUUUCCAGAACUGCAGAAGAAACCCUCUCCGACACACGCACAUUAUUACCAGCUGACGGAAAUGAUAAAUGAAUCUGUGGCCACAGUCUUAAAGAAAAUAAGGCUUUAUUGCAUAAUAAGCAAGUACGACAGCUUCAUACAUGUCUGGGGAGAGAAAAACAAAAAGACUUGAUGCACUGAAAACGCAUAUACAAAACAUAUGUACACAUACUUUGAAAAGUAUUUGGGAGUUUUGCCAAAAAGAAAAACAAUUCAGGGGAAAAAUUAAAUAUAAACAAACAGUGGAAUGCCGUGUGAGAAAAUACUGUCACAAAGAGAACAGAAGUGCAACAAAACACUUAAAUGUCAAGAGAGCAUAAAGCUUAUACUUAUUUGAGAAUAUAUACAUUGAAAUAUAAAAAUGCAUGCAUAGUUUAUUAUGUUGCGGUAUUUUUAGGGUACCAAGUCCAAAAAAAAAAAAAAAAAAAAAAAGGAAACUAUAUAAAACAUUUGUAGAAAUCUUUUUCUCACAUGCCCAUUAUGUACAAAGUUACUUUGGACAUGGCUGGCUUUGCAUCACGAUUCAGAAAAAUAAAAAAGGAUAUUUAAUGUAACAUGUGAAAGGAAAUUCUUCAGAGUGGAGUUUGGAUCAGAUUAGUUUAACAGCUGGCUUUGUUUUUUUUAUUUUUGGCGAUGUCAAUUGUGUCACUUUUUUACUGUUAUCCUUCAAAAAUAAACCGAGACAUCAGUAUUCUGCUACUGCCAAAUCUUCACCUGAGAGUUAGGUAAAUUAUUUGAAAUGUUAAAAGUUGUUCUCACAACCAAACACCAACUAUUAAAUACGAUUAAUGGUAUACUCUGCAGGAUUAAAGUCAGUUACUAGUUGUGAACGUAAAAGUUAAAGUAAAAGCCAACCUUUGAUUGAUUCUAAUUUGGCAUUGCCUCUCGCCACAUUUGCGAUUCUUUCAGUGCUGUGUCUCUUGGAUGCCUGCUGUCUACGCUUUGGAACCUGGUCGCUACUUUUUUUACAAAGCCCC